Messenger RNA from Oryctolagus cuniculus (rabbit), 1939 nucleotides. The record is from RefSeq and is a predicted model, not a curated record. Lineage: Eukaryota; Metazoa; Chordata; Mammalia; Lagomorpha; Leporidae.
AUGGCUGACGGCGAGGGGCUGAGACGGGCACGUCAAGACCAUCCACAUGAAUCCCCAGAGCUGAAGCUGACAGACGGCCACGCACUCUCCCGAUCUGAGGUGGACUCCUGGGGCCCCGGCCGCACUGCAGGGCCCUGUCCACCCGCCGGGGGGAUCCUGGAACCACCACCUACCUCGGACAUAGCACGGACCUCCCCCACUCACAGGUGUAGACGCACCUGCACAGUCACCUCCAUCCCCAGGUGUGUAGACGGCACCUGCAACACCUCAAACCAGGUGUGUAGACGGCACCUGCACAGUCACCUCCAUCCCCAGGUGUGUAGACGGCACCUGCACAGUCACCUCCAUCCCCAGGUGUGUAGACGGCACCUGCACAGUCACCUCCAUCCCCAGGUGUGUAGACGGCACCUGCACAGUCACCUCCAUCCCCAGGUGUGUAGACGGCACCUGCACAGUCACCUCCAUCCCCAGGUGUGUAGACGGCACCUGCAACACCUCCAUCCCCAGGUGUGUAGACGGCACCUGCACAGUCACCUCCAUCCCCAGGUGUGUAGACAGCACCUGCACAGUCACCUCCAUCCCCAGGUGUGUAGACAGCACCUGCACAGUCACCUCCCUCCCCAGGUGUGUAGACGGGACCUGCACAGUCACCUCCAUCCCCAGGUGUGUAGACGGCACCUGCAACACCUCCAUCCCCAGGUGUGUAGACGGCACCUGCACAGUCACCUCCAUCCCCAGGUGUGUAGACGGGGCCUGUACAGUCACCUCCAUCCCCAGGUGUGUAGACAGCACCUGCACAGUCACCUCCAUCCCCAGGUGUGUAGACGGCACCUGCACAGUCACCUCCAUCCCCAGGUGUGUAGACGGCACCUGCACAGUCACCUCCAUCCCCAGGUGUGUAGACGGCACCUGCAACACCUCCAUCCCCAGGUGUGUAGACGGCACCUGCACAGUCACCUCCAUCCCCAGGUGUGUAGACAGCACCUGCACAGUCACCUCCAUCCCCAGGUGUGUAGACAGCACCUGCACAGUCACCUCCCUCCCCAGGUGUGUAGACGGGACCUGCACAGUCACCUCCAUCCCCAGGUGUGUAGACGGCACCUGCAACACCUCCAUCCCCAGGUGUGUAGACGGCACCUGCACAGUCACCUCCAUCCCCAGGUGUGUAGACGGGGCCUGCACAGUCACCUCCAUCCCCAGGUAUGUAGAUGGCACCUGCACAGUCACCUCCAUCCCUCAGCCAUCACUGGAGAGUCAGGCGAGUCUAAGAUCUGCCACCAGGGGGCGCUGUUACAUGUUGGGAACUGGAGCAGGUUCCCAGGGUGGGACUUGCACUCCUCACCCCCUCCAUCUCUCUCUCCCUCUCUCUCUCUCUCUCUCUCUCUCUCUCUCUCUCUCUCUGCUAGGACCACGGUGAGUGUUGGCGCCGUGGCCUCUGAGUGCUGGUAAACUGCCGGAGUUUGGUUCCCUCUCCGGUUUAUACAGCUACGCCAGCAGUGCAGUGUGAAGUUCGCUACUCACACGGAAACCGAACGGCUCAGAGCCUGCGGGGCCGCAAGUCUGGGUUUCCUUCUCAGUGUGCGUGUAGAGUCAGCGCACAGCGCUGCCCGACUGACCUUUGCAGGCUGAAGUCCCGCUCGGUGUCCGACCCGGACCUCAGGUUGACCCGGAGCAGUGGGGGAAGAGCGGCUGGCCGGGAACGUGCUGGCCGGCCCAGCCCUGAGCCCACCGCAGAAGGCCCAGCCCUGCGUCCCCACAGAAGGCUCCCUCCACGUGUCACCUGCUCCUCCGCUCGUGAGCAGUGCGCUCCGACAUGCUUUGCAGUAAGCUGGGGCUCCAAUCAGGCCCCAGUGAGCCGGUCUGUAGCCGGGCCUGAGCCCUGUCCAGGCUGUGACGCCUGGGGCUCAGGUGGGAGAGGCGGGGGAUGAAAUGGGCUAUG